This is a messenger RNA of Alternaria rosae, 2474 nucleotides long. Its product is annotated as kinase-like domain-containing protein. Bases 154 to 2064 code for a protein of 636 amino acids. NCBI's taxonomy places the organism in Eukaryota, Fungi, Ascomycota, Dothideomycetes, Pleosporales, Pleosporaceae. The record is from RefSeq and is a predicted model, not a curated record. Gene Ontology annotation, biological process: protein phosphorylation. The transcript has a single exon. Gene Ontology annotation, molecular function: ATP binding; protein kinase activity.
ACUCCGUCACCUAAAAGUCUGAUAGAGCAUCGCUUUUGGGCUUUCGGCUGUCUGCCCAUUGUUUAUCUGCAUAUCGAGCUUCCCCUCUUCCUGUUCCUUUGUUUGUUCGGCUUCACCACGACAGCCACCCCCGUUCCACUACACACUAUUCCAAUGGAGUGCAUGCGCGAUCACCUUCAAGACGGCGUUGUGCUACAAGGACGAUACGAGACCAUCUCCCCUCUCAACAAUGGCUCCUUUGGCAUGGUUUUCCAGGCCAAGGACCUUGUGACUGGCGACAACGUAGCCAUCAAGGUCAUCACCAAGAGCACCGCCGCCAUCAACUGCCCUUCCGCCUUUGCAGUCGAUGAGCGUUCCGAGGAGCUUGGCGUUCACCUUCAUCUCGGCGACCACUCCAACGUUGUCAACCUCCUCCAGUCCUUCGAGACCCAGAACCACAUCUACCUGGUCCUUGAGUUCUGUUCCAAUGGCGAUCUGUACGAGGCCAUUCGUGUUGGCAAGGGCCCCCUCGAGACUGAGCACGUGCGCGACUUCAUGAUGCAGCUUGUCGACGCUGUGGAGUUCGUCCACUCCAAGGGUAUCUACCACCGCGACAUCAAGCCCGAGAACAUCUUCCUUACCCAGGAUGGCUCGAUGAAGCUUGGCGACUUUGGUCUUGCCACUACCGACACGUGGUCUUACGAGAUUGCUGUAGGCAGCGACCGCUACAUGGCUCCUGAGCAGUAUGACCCUGGCAACACUGGCUACUCUACCGAGAAGGCAGACAUCUGGGCCAUUGGCAUCGUCCUCCUCAACAUCCUCUUCCAGCGCAACCCUUUCGCUGCCCCGUGCACUUCGGAUCCUCUGUACGCCGACUUUGCUCUCGAUCGUCAGAGUCUCUUCGAUGUUUUCCCCAACAUGUCGCAAGAUACCUUUGAGGUCAUCAGGCAGUGCUUGGCCAUCGACCCCGAGAGGCGCGACCUCAACGCUGUCAAGGAUGCUUUGGCCCGCGUCAUCAGCUUCACCACCGAUGACGAGAGCCUUGACGACUUCUGCACUGAGGAGCGUGACGUCGUCGCUGUUGGAGCCAACCGUGAGCCCCUCCGCACUCCCUCCAUCUCAACGCCGCAACUCGAGAACAAUGGUUCAUUCCCAUGGGCGAAGGCCUUGGCCAUGUCGCCACCUCAGCAGUUCCGUCAGCUCUCAGCCAUUCCUGACGACGAGAUCUACGAGGACGACAUGUUCCCGGGUCCUCCCUACGAUGUCAAGCCAGAUAGCGCUUCUGCCGUAUCUUUUGUGGAUUCUGGCUUGGGCCUAUCUUUCAAGUCGGUCGACGUCAGCGAACCAAAGUCGAUGAACUUCACUCGAUCUCGGCCCGUUGCUAUCUCUGGCUCGCUCCCUGCUAAGAACUUCAACAGCAUGUCGUCCGUCUUCAGUAAGAAGCGCGACAUGAUCUCGAAGAGUUGGAGUGACCUUUGGGAUGAGGAAGAUGACGAUGCGCAGUUCCUCGCUGAGCUUGAGAACAACUGCCACUCCUUCAGUGCCGAGAAGCCCAAGCCCAAGGCUGUUGUCUCCGAAGCCGGAUCUGGCGUCUCGACCCCUCGCGGCUUAUCUGAGGUGAAGAACCCUGCCACGGUCCACAACAGCAGGGAUCGCUCGCCUAAGAACAUUCGCUCUGCGGUCGACCACGUCAGCGCGGCGACUGGAUUCGUCUUCGAAGAGCAUCGCACCCCAGCACCUGCUCGCAGCCCCAAGCGCUCUGCUGCCGACAAGUGGGCUGCCCUCGGCGACCGUCGACGCAGCCCUGCAGUUCAGGCCCAGCAGCAAGUCCAGCAGCAGACUCCGUCAAAGCCAAUGAGGUCGCCCAAGUCUGCUGAAGCUCCGAACUCCGCCCGGAAGCGGAGCCGGACUGGAACUGGCCGACGACCGAUCCAUUGGGGCUCCAGUCACAAUGAAAACAACAACCACCCUGUCAGCUCCUGGGAGCAGAAGGUGGACAACUGGUACAAGAGCAAAGAUUGGCGCUCUCAUACCGAUCACGCCCAGAUCACGGACGAUCUGGGCGACCUUGAGUGGGUGUGGUAAGGCACUAUGACCUGCCACUUGUAGUCUUGACAACUUUUCCUAUCCCUUUUUUUCUUUGCUUUGAUUUUGAGGAAUACGUUGUUUCCAGGAAGCAAGAGUCCUACGAUUCCCAAUCCUCAACCCUCCACGUUCAAAUUGUAGCCGUUAGAGAUACCAUUUCCUAUCUCCUCUCCUCUCUACCUUACACCUGUACACUCCACUUCACCGACGACCUCAUCAUUUCGAGCUUCUAUCUUGUCGCUUGGUAUCUCUCCUUUGUUACUUCACGGGUGUGUUUGUGGCUAGCUUCUGGGACUCUUGCAUUGUUGGCGGGUGAAAGAAACUGUUCUGAUGAAGGUUUUCGUCAAACUGCAAAUGCUCAAAUAUGAAAAGGGAAGCAAGCGGCAUCUGGGAUGGAGUUUAUGUUUUUC